AUGAUGCCCUGGAGAAGGAGUAAGUUUGUGCUUGUGGAGGAUGAUGCAAAGAGCAAACCCAAGAGCCUGAGUGCUGGACUGACCUAUCACUCUCUGCUAUCUUCUCUGCUUCGCUCCUGUCCUGACCUGUUACCUGACUACUCCUUCCACUGGCUGGGUAGCAUCUUUCAGAGCAAACGGCAGAAAGUGGAGCUCAACAAAGAGGAACCCACCUACAGUGUGCGUUACCUUGGAAGUGUUGUCACCAUCACGGCAAAAGGGGAGGGCUGCACACAAGAAGCAGUGGCCAAAAUCUGGACACGUAGCAACUUUGGAGAGCAGAGUGCCAAAAUGAAGCUGACCGUGGGAUCACAUGGUAUCCGUCUGGGUGCGGACAAGAAUGCCAAGAAGAAGCCCACGCACCUUUACUCGCUCAACCGCAUCACUUACUGCACGGCAGAUCCGUACCGACCCAAGAUCUUUGCGUGGAUCUACCGGCACCAGGUGAAGAACAAGGCGGUGGUACUACGCUGCCACGCGGUCCUGGUGGCCAAGGCGGAGAAGGCCAGGGCGAUAGCACUGAGUCUGUACCAGAACUCCACCUCCGCCUUCAGUGAGUUCAAACGCCUCAAACGCCAGAGCGACUUCCGGCACUGCCAGCAGCAGCUUCUGGGGGAGGACAUGGUUCCCCUCAUCCCUAGACGGAGGCUCCUAAAUGGACAGUGCCACUAUCAGCCUCCGACUGACAAGCCCAGCAGUGCCACCCGCCUCUGCUCCAUCACUGAGGAGGAUGAAGAAGAGGAGGAGGAGCAAGAAGAGGAAGAGAGGAAAGACGAGAACUUGGGCUGUGCGGAAACAGGGAAGGUUGACCUGGCUCGGCCAGAUGAGAAGGACCUGGGACCAAUUGUUAACGGACUGGACAAUUGCUCCAUUGAGGGUGAUGAGGAGGGACAGAUGACAAUCAGCACGCUGGUGUGA
Molecule: messenger RNA, 957 nt
Organism: Chanos chanos (milkfish)
Lineage: Eukaryota; Metazoa; Chordata; Actinopteri; Gonorynchiformes; Chanidae
Gene: fam43b
Product: family with sequence similarity 43 member B
Exons: 1
Coding region: 1-957 (318 amino acids)
Source: RefSeq, a predicted model, not a curated record